This is a messenger RNA of Neopelma chrysocephalum (saffron-crested tyrant-manakin), 4346 nucleotides long. RefSeq names its product ferric chelate reductase 1 (gene FRRS1). Gene Ontology annotation, molecular function: oxidoreductase activity, acting on metal ions. The record is from RefSeq and is a predicted model, not a curated record. The transcript has 17 exons. NCBI's taxonomy places the organism in Eukaryota, Metazoa, Chordata, Aves, Passeriformes, Pipridae. Bases 316 to 2142 code for a protein of 608 amino acids.
UCGCAGGGGGUCGGCUGGCCUAUCUGCACUUUCCCCCUGUCCGCCCCCGUGGGAGCAGUGCCGGAGGAGAGUGGGGCUCCCUGGAGCGAAGGCUGUCGGGGCUGGCGAGCUGCUGUAGCGCCGGAGCGCUUUGGUUACACUGACGCCUGUGAGUGCUCAAAGUGUGGAUACCGCAGCCUUUUUGAAAAGUGUAUUUGCUUAAUAGGAUACCUGCAGGAGACAAGCUUCUUGGAUACCAUAAAAGUUCAUACUGUUAGAUGCAAGCCAAAUAGAUUAUAAUGCAAUAGAAGUUGUUCUACUAUAAGUAGAGAGCCAAUGGCAAUUUUACUCAGACUUGGUCACUGUAGCAGAAGGACUGACUGUAAGAUGGAGCUACCUGGUCUUGCUGUUUGGAUGUUUGUUUGCUUCUGUGCACCUGUGGGUGGCUAUCCAAAUGGAAAAGUAAGAGCAGCCUGCACUAGCAUGGUACCCUGUCAUGGUGGCUCUCCACAACUGUCACCUGAGCACACCAUCACAGUGAACGGGACUGAAUUUAAACCAGGGGACAGCAUAGAAGUUAGUCUGUCUGGACCAGAUUUUGAAGGAUUUUUCAUACAAGCCCGGGAUGCAGAACACCUGGAUGGCCCUGCAGUUGGUUCUUUCGUGUUAGUUGACCGGAGACUUUCUCAGCUUCUGACAUGUGGACAUACCAAGAAUUCAGCUGUCAGUCAGACAAGUAAAACAAAAAAGAAACACAUGAAAGUUUAUUGGAUUGCUCCUGGAGAUGCACCAAAACAUGUACAGUUUCUAGCCACAGUUGUCAAGAAAUACAGGACUUUCUGGGUGAAGAUUCCGGGUCCCAUUGUUUCUCAGCCUGAUAUGCUGUCCCCAACAACACCUUUGCAUGCAACUUCAGAGGCUGUGUCAACUUCAUACCCAGUUUCCUACUUAUCAAAGCCAUUUAGUGCCUCAGGCUGUGGAAGUAUGAAGUUCUGCAUUAGGAACCCUUCAAACUGUGAUCCUGAAAGUGCUUCCUGUUUUUUUCUAUCCUUCCAAAAAGAGGAGAGUUCAGUAUUUAUUGAAAUGAGUGGUCCAAGUGAAGGCUAUUUAGCAUUUGCGUUGUCCCAUGACCAGUGGAUGGGUGGUGAUGAUGCAUAUCUGUGCAUUAAUGAGGACCACCGUGUUCAUGUGAGCACUACCCAUCUGACGGGACGAAGUCGUCCUCUCUUGGAUUCAGAGAAUGCCCUUGAAGAUGUGUCAUGGAGGCUUGUGGAUGGUGUUCUUCAAUGUUCUUUCAGAAGGAGUAUUCGUCUUCCUGCAUAUAAAGAGAGAUUUAAUCUGGAUGCCAGUUACUACAUCUUUCUGGCAGAUGGGGAAGCUAGUGAAGGUGGACUAAUAUACAAACACCGUCGUCAGCCCCUGAUCACCGACAGACUGUACAAUGUCACAGGUCCUCCUCAGGAUAUUGGAGGCUCCCGGUCCCCACGACUUAUCAAGGCUCAUGGAGCGCUGAUGUUUGUUGCUUGGAUUACCACAGUUAGUAUUGGUGUUAUUGUUGCACGAUUCUUCAAACCUGUCUGGGCUCAUUCAUUCCUGUUUGGAAAGGAGAUGUGGUUUCAGGUGCAUCGUAUUCUUAUGUUGACCACAGUCUUGCUUACAAGCAUUUCUUUUGUGUUGCCUUUCAUGUACCGAGGAGGUUGGAGCCAACAAGCAGGUUUUCAUCCCUAUCUCGGCUGUGCUGUGAUGGCUUUGACAAUCUUUCAACCACUCAUGGCAGGUUUCAGACCAUCUCGUCAUGCGCCAAGGAGGCAAUUGUUUAACUGGUUUCACUGGAGUACUGGUACAACAGCUAGAAUAUUAGCUGUGGUGACUAUGUUCUUGGGAAUGGAUCUACCGGCACUUGACCUGCCAGACGCAUGGGACACCUAUACAAUGAUUGGCUUCGUAGCUUGGCAUGUUGGUAUUGAUGUUCUUCUGGAAAUACACAGCUAUUGUCUCAUACGUAAAGUUGAAGUGAUAGAGGAUGACAGAGUACAGAUACUGCAGUCACUCACAUCUGCAGAAGCAGAGGGUCAUCUGUUUAAACAGGUUGUGUUAACCAUCUAUGUCUGUGGAAAUAUAGUAUUCCUUGUUGCCUUCCUGAUAGCAGUCAACAAAAUAUGAAACAAGUAAUGGAGAAUUUUGUGAUGAAAUACUGCGCAGUUGGAAAAUAUGAAAAAAAAUGGUUUCUAUUACAAGUUUUCUCUCAACACCUCUCUGAAAAUGUAAUUGAAGAAAAAUAGCAUGUGUGUCAUGCUUGGUGUUAGAGAGAUCUGGAAUUCAAAUCUAUAGAAGGAUGCUGCAGUCCUACAAAAGCUGUCUUCUGGCAGGACUUUUAAUGGGAAUUUUUGCCUGAGUAAGGAAUGAAGUCUUUUUUUUUUUUAAGCACAGUAGUUAACUUGAUUGAAGCUUAUAGUUUAAGAAGACUGAGAAGAUGUGCUGAAAGUGUUUUGAUCGUCAAUUCCCUAAACCUUUUGUAAAUAUUACUGGGGAAUCUGGAGAGAUUGAUCUGGAUUUUGUCAUAUCUGUUCACUGUGUGGUAUGUGAUGUGACUACUUCCUGCUUGUGAUAGUUUUGUGCAUUAAAAAAACCCCAAAACCAAAAUACAGAACUUAGUGAAAAAAUGUCACAAAUGCAGAUUGAUGCAUGAACUAAAUACACAACAAUUAAAUGCAAGAAAUGCUCUCUCUGCUCUAAGAGCAGUAUACUUACACGACAAGCAUAGGAGUGUGGGAACUUCAGUCCUUUAGUAAAACUACCAUUUGCCUCACUCAGAAUACUUUUCCAUCUCAUCCCUCUCAGUGCUUCUAAAACAUAAAGAGAAAGCAUUUGCAACAUAAGUGUAUUAAACCCUGUUGUAUUUAUCCAAAACUGAAACAGGAACAACCUCUCUUUGUGUAUGGAUUUCUGUAUUUUAUUGUCCCUGGUUGCUUGUGGCUUCUGAAUUACUUUUCUGUGUGAGUACGAUGGAUUUGGGCCAACUGAUACUUAAAUGGGAGUGAAAAUACUUGCUUAGGAAUGUUGCAGUUGUAUUUGUGCUAUUGAGUGAAAUGUGCAUUAGGAAUUAGGAUGACUUCAGGAAAAGCAGCUUCUGUUAAAGUUAAGUGAGAGUCGCUUAGCUGCCAUAUCUAGAAGACAGAACUAAAAGAAUUCUAUAACAAUUCUAUUUUUUAAGAGUAUGGGAGGGCAUUUUUUUAGUCAAAAGGUUUAUCUAAGUAUAUGAACUAGGUACAGAGACUAUAUUGUUUAACCUUUUUGGUUCAUGGUUUGCCUAAGUAUGGAAGGACACUCCUGAAAUGGCAUCUUGGAAACAAUCCCUUAAUAUGCUGUGCAGUACAGUACUUUACAUUUGUUUUAUGACCCUGAACAGCUUGUUUCCACGUGUCUUCAUUUUUGUUACUGGAAAGUAUUGAUUUUCAGUUGUAACACUUCAAAAUAUAUUUUCAGUCCAGGGCUACUAAGCUAGCUGGGAAUGAAGGUGUUGAAGUAUUGGAUAGAACAGUAACUAGUGAGGCCAGGCCUGAUAUAGACUUUUACAGCAACAUCUCUCUACUACCUGAUGGACAGCUCUAAAAUACUUGUAGGUGCAGGUCAGAUGGUGGUUCUCUCCAUUUACUAAAGCUGUCUAGUUCUGUAUCUUCCUCCAUCUCCCCAAGUCCACAGUGCAGGGACACAAUAUUCAGAAAACUACAAGUUUGUUUGUAGUUGGUGAUCUUCUUUUUGGUUGUUCAAGUGUAUGAUUUAUCUAUGAGGACAUUUAUAGAGCUGGGAUUAAUCCCUUCAUCAUCAGCAGCUGACUGUGAGUAUAACUUGAAUCAUCCACCUUCCUCCUGGAAGCUGAAAAAGUCAUGUCAGUCCGAUUGGGAAAGGGGGACUAAGAAGAAAUGAGUCACAACUGAGGCUGAAGGGCAAGAAGGAUAGGGCCAGUUGUGUGGGUUUGUGGAUUUUUUAGAAAACUCUGAUCUCAAAAGCCUGGGAAUCUCAGACCUGUCUAGCGCUACAGUUUUUUGGGACUCCUUCAUAUACCAUGAGUUUAUAGAAGACGAAUCACUCAACACAGACACGACUGAUGGCUUUUUAAAUUAAGGUCAAUGGCAGUUCUUUCUGAAUUACAGGAGCUGUACUGUGUGUUGUUUCAUUUAUGUGUGACAAUGAACACAGGGGUUUUAAAACUUGAAUGUAAAUAUCUCAGUAGAAGGUUUUGUCCUUUUUAGUAAUGUGAAAACACUGUCAAAUAGAAACUAGAAAAGUCUUGCCUGGGAGCAAAAUGGAUUGUCUGGUUUUUGUCAAUGUGGUUUUAUAAAUUAAAGCUAUCUAAAUCCUUCCUG